This is a messenger RNA of Baudoinia panamericana UAMH 10762, 784 nucleotides long. RefSeq lists its product as uncharacterized. Bases 284 to 709 code for a protein of 141 amino acids. The transcript has a single exon. NCBI's taxonomy places the organism in Eukaryota, Fungi, Ascomycota, Dothideomycetes, Mycosphaerellales, Teratosphaeriaceae. The record is from RefSeq and is a predicted model, not a curated record.
GUUGCGUGACUUUUGCCAUUCAUCGCCGGCGCUACUUUUUGACAGGAGUGCUUGCGAUCAUGCAUUCUAUCUCUCACGCGAACAAGCAUCGUAUCAAGCACAAGAUCCAGAUUCGGAUGCUAGCAAUCUUCCAUCUUGCCCUCUGGCCACAGAUCGAUCCGUAAGGCGGCAGCACUCACCAGCAGAUGCUGGGAUCGACAAAGGCGAUAGACCAGAGCUCAUGUACCACGGAUAUCAACCAUGUCACAGCAACGCUCUUAUAAACGCACACUAAGCCAUUCGAAUGGAAGCCGCUCAAGACUUCGUCAUGACCCAGUCGCCCCCUUCCGAAGUCGACAAGAACAACACCAACACCAACAAAACUGGCAAGACACAGUCUGCACCACCGUCCCCAUCCUCGCCUUCAUCAGCUAAUACCCAGCAACCACAAGACCCAACCAACACCGAUAUCAACAACUCAGCAAGUCUGGCGGAGCGGGCCAUUAUUGAGAUGUCUGCCGCGGACGACAACUCAGCCAGUUCCCCUCAAGCCUCAGAAGUGCAACGGACCGCAGCAGUAGCCACGUCCGGCCCCGGUAGGGCGCAGCAAGCCGCAAACGCAACGAACACGAGUUUGUCAUCAGGUGACGGAGUGCACGAGGGGAUCGAGCACGGGGUGGAGGAUCGGGUUUGGGAGGCGAUGAAGUACAUGGGCGGGCCGUGGUCGUGAGAGGAUGUCGUCGUGCACUGAGGGCGAGCGCGAGUGCUGAAGGCUGCAGUUCAGUGGGCUCAGGGAUCGGUCAGU